Molecule: messenger RNA, 516 nt
Organism: Gongylonema pulchrum
Lineage: Eukaryota; Metazoa; Nematoda; Chromadorea; Rhabditida; Gongylonematidae
Source: the annotation of a GenBank genome assembly
AUGUGCGUGAUGCAGAUGCAAUUUGAAGGCUUGACUGUGGAGCAGGCCCGUCAGCGUGUUUUUCUAAUCAACAGUAAAGGGCUAAUCACAAAGAACAGUCCGGUGGUGAAACCGGAACAUCAAAAAUACGCCAAGGAUGUGCCGCACAUAAAGGAUUUGCUUGAGAUAAUAGAAACGGUGAGACCAACAGGAUUGAUUGGUGCAUCAACAGUUCGCGGUGCAUUUACGGAGCAGAUCAUCCGGAAAAUGGCUGAAUUGAAUGAGCGACCAAUUAUCUUUGCGCUUUCAAAUCCAACCAGUAAGUCGGAAUGCACGGCCGAAGAAGCAUUUCGAUAUACGGAAGUAUGCACAGUUCAUUUGACUUCAUCAGUUCUGUUAGCUAGCUGUCCGGCUAUUGCACUCGCUCUUUCUUCGUUACGGACCGUUACUUUUUUUUGUAGUUUUGAGCUGAAAAGUGUGAAUACAUUGCUGAAAAACGUUUCUGCAGAAAAGUUCUCCAUUAAAAAGUGUCCUUGA